AUGGAGGACACAUACAGAGUCAUGACACAGCGUCAACCCCCACUUGAGAAGAUGUCUCAUGUGAUGCACACCAAGGUUAAAGUUCCCAGAGACAAGCCCUGCAUCGUACUUGAAGGAAAUGCUGGUACUAUAAUUUCAUGGAAUGCAUACACAACCGUUGAUAAGAGUGCUACUUUCACUUCAGAAGCUGAUAACUUUGUAGCCAAAAAUAUAGUCUUCAAGGGAUGUAUAAUAUCUGUUCUUCCUUUCAAUGGAGGAAGGGUAGCAGGGUUUAUAACAGCUCGGGGCCGAAAGUCGGCUGAGGAGAUGACUGGAUUUGUAUUUAAAGCAGGAACAGUAGUUAAAAAUGGAAAUGCACAUUCCUAUCUUGGCAGAGCUUAUAGAGCUUAUUCAAGAGUAAUUUGGCAUGACACAGAAUUCUCAGAUGUUGUAGUCCCCCAAGGAUGGCAAGCUUGUAACCAACACGAGGAAAAUCUUGAGUAUGCGGAGGUUAAAUGCCAUGGACCGGGGUCAAAUUUAUCCAAGUGUGUGAGAUGGUUAAAGAAACUACAAGAACAAGAUGUACAGAAGUUUACAGAUAUUUCUUACAUUGACCAAGAUGGAUGGUUGGCCAAUCAACCCUGA
This is a messenger RNA of Telopea speciosissima, 624 nucleotides long. RefSeq names its product probable pectinesterase 29. The record is from RefSeq and is a predicted model, not a curated record. Lineage: Eukaryota; Viridiplantae; Streptophyta; Magnoliopsida; Proteales; Proteaceae. Gene Ontology annotation, molecular function: pectinesterase activity. The transcript has 4 exons. Gene Ontology annotation, biological process: cell wall modification. The coding region runs from base 1 to 624 and encodes 207 amino acids.